Messenger RNA from Angiostrongylus costaricensis, 243 nucleotides. The record is from the annotation of a GenBank genome assembly. Lineage: Eukaryota; Metazoa; Nematoda; Chromadorea; Rhabditida; Metastrongylidae.
AUGACAACAGAUGGACAAGAGCCGUUAGUGAUUGGAUUCCUCGGGAUGUCAAACGUACUGCAGGAAGACCACCGACCUGAUGGUCAGGGUUUCUUCACAAAGAGCCUUGAAGAAAGAUACGAUGCUCGACGAAUCCCUAGAGCGAGCAGAAUCCACUGGGCUACUCUUGCACGCGACAGGGAGAAAUGGAAGAACUAUUGGUGCCCGCUCGAGUCACUCGACGAUCAACGGGACGGCAGGUGA